GCUCUGUGAGGGCACGCGUAGUGGUUGAGAAAGGUGAACACAUAGGAUUCUGCUGCGCCUAGGACAACUAAAAACAAUCAAAUGAGACUGCAAACAAGGGGAUAAACACCGCGCUAUCAACAAAGCGGUUACCGAACAUUAAACGGACAGCUAUUUAGCUUUCGUUGCAGAUGGAAGCUCGCCUGACGGGCAUGUUUCAGCAGGACAAGCGGCGGACAGACAUCUCUGGUGCUUCAACAGUUUAGUGUUAUUGAAGACUAUAUCUAAAGAAAAUUGUUCAUCUUAUGGUCAUCUAUACCUGUCACCACUUCUAAACUGCUGAGAAAGGCAUUUCGACGUGUAAAAUGUUGACAUCCUCUUCGUGUAUCGCCGAGGUUGCCGGAGCAAGGAUUUACAACUCUGUUCCCUUUUAAAUAAUCUGACGUGGAAACAUUGCAUAUAACUGUUCUUUCCUUAAACUUGGUUCUUCUCACCAUUGCGCACGAAAAGAACAGGACCUUGCUGGAACUGACAACUCCUGGUGCGCAAUUUACGCACUUUUGCUGAGAAUAUCUGGCGAACGUUGCAACAUUUCAGGAAAAUGAUGAAAAAAAGGAAACACAGCCUGGCUCUUGGGAAUUUAAAUUGAAAAAAUAGCUUCAAUCGUGUAUUGUGUGGUGUGAUAAAGUCGCCUACAAUCGUCACCUUUGUGGCCGACAUUGUCUCUUACUGACACGAAACUUUGAAAUCGGUGAUGAAGUAACAUUGCCGUUUUAACUGUUCAUAGGAGGCCACCGAAUGCCGAAGAACACAGGGGAAAACAACGACUUGGGAAAGGAGACGGAAGGGAUGUAUUGCUAGCCCGUCGAACUAGGACAAAUUACUAGUAGUGUCUUUUCGUUGAAUUAUUGUUAUCGGUUCAGCCUGAAUAUUUAUUUGGUGCACAUCGUUCAAUUAACCGGUGGUGUACAGGUUGGUAUUCGGGACUGCUCUUUUCUAAGUGAGGCAAGUCAAGGAGGAGGCAGCUGUGCCAGCGCCACACUGUUGGCCAAAUCCGGUGUGGGUGCGACGCUUGCCGACCCUGAAGACGACAUGGAGGAAUGGAGACAGUGCGGUCGGUGGUUGAUAGAUUGCAAGGUUUUGCCCCCGAACCACCGGGUUGUCUGGCCCUCUGCAGUUGUAUUCGAUUUGGCUCAGGCACUCCGGGAUGGCGUGCUCUUGUGUCAAAUGUUGCACAAUCUGUCACCUGGAUCGGUGGACCUAAAGCAGAUAAACUUCAGACCACAGAUGUCUCAGUUCCUGUGUCUGAAGAACAUCAGGACGUUCCUGAAGGUGUGCCACGACAAGUUUGGUCUGCGGAACAGUGAACUCUUUGAUCCUUUUGACCUGUUUGAUGUCCGGGACUUCGGCAAAGUGAUCUCAGCGCUCUCCAGAAUCUCCCAUCACAGCAUUGCGCAGAUCAAAGGCAUCCGGCCCUUUCCAUCUGAAGACACUACUGCACUCAAUGAAGAUGAUAUCUACAGAAGCCUUGAGGAGUUGGCCGAUGAGCAUGACGUGGGCGAGGAUGACAUCUACGACUGUGUCCCCUGUGAGGAUGACGGCGAUGACAUAUACGAGGACAUCAUCAAGGUGGAAGUCAGACAACCCAUGAAAAUGGGCAUGUCGGAGGAUGACAAGCGCAACUGCUGCCUGGUGGAGAUCCAGGAGACGGAGGCCAAGUACUACAAGACACUGGAGGACAUCGAGAAGAACUACAUGAUCCCACUGAAGCAGGUGCUCACCCCUCAGGACAUGGACGCCAUCUUCGUCAACCUAGAGGAUGUAAUCAAGGUCCAUGCUGCUUUGCUCAGAGCCGUCGACCUCAACGUGGCGAGUGGGGGCAGCGGUCUUGGCAAGGUCUUCCUGGACUUCAAGGAGAAGCUACUGAUCUACGGCCAGUACUGCAGUCACAUGGAGCAUGCCCAGAAGACCCUUGAUGAGCUGAUAGUUACGCGAGAGGAUGUCAAGAUGAAGGUGGAGGAGUGUACAAUGAAGGUUCAGGAGGGCAAGUUCAAGCUGCAAGACCUGCUGGUGGUGCCCAUGCAGAGAGUCCUCAAAUACCACCUACUGCUGAAGGAGUUGCUUAGUCACUCAACAGACCGACCAGAGAGGCAACAGCUUAAAGAGGCUCUUGAGGCCAUGCAGGACCUCGCCAUGUACAUCAACGAGGUGAAGAGGGACAAUGAGACGCUAAAGAAGAUCAGCGAAUUCCAGAGCUCCAUCGAGAACCUGCACGUCAAGCUGGAGGAAUACGGCCGGCCGAAGAUUGACGGGGAGCUGAAGGUGUCGACAGCCGUCAACCGCACCAAGCAGGACAGAUACAUCUUUCUGUUCGAUAAAGUGGUGAUUGUGUGCAAGCGCAAAGGCUACAACUACGAGCUGAAGGAGAUCAUUGAACUGCAACUCUACAAGAUGUCUGACGACCCCAUGAACAAUAGGGACAUGAAAAAGUCAAGUGGGAAAAUGUGGUCGUAUGGCUUCUACCUGAUCCAUCUGCAAGGGAAGCAGGGCUUCCAGUUCUUCUGCAAGACGGAGGACACCAAGAGGAAGUGGAUGGAGCAGUUUGAGAUGGCCAUAUCUAACAUCAAACCAGAGCGAGCCAACGCCAACCAGCACAACUUUGAAAUGCACACGUUUGAGAAGAACACAAACUGCCGAGCUUGCAAGAUGCUGCUGAGAGGCAUCUUCUACCAAGGCUACUUCUGCUCGCGCUGUGGGACCGGAGCCCACAAAGAGUGCUUGGAGAUCAUCACCAUCUGUAAAAUCAAUCCACAUGAUUUGGAUCCUGGACUACAAUCUACAGGAGGACCAAAAAUGGUGGCGCUCAGGAAUUAUCACGGCACGCCCGCCCCUCCUGGGAAAACCCCUCUCACCUUCCAGACGGGUGAUGUCAUCGAGCUGCUGAAGGGAGACCCGGACACCGCCUGGUGGGAGGGACGGCUCAUCCAAGGUCAGAAGACUGGCUACUUCCCCAGCUCGAGCGUGAAGCCUUGCUUAGAUCCCAAGCCAUCUUUUCAGGGAUUCCCCAGUCGGCAGUCUUCAAGAGAUGUUGAUUACUCCGUCUACCCUUGGUUUGCUGGGAACAUGGAGCGGCAGCAGGCUGACAACCUGCUGAAGUCUCACAGCAGUGGCACCUACCUGAUCCGGGAGAGGACGGCCGAGGCGGAAAGAUUCGCCAUAAGCAUCAAGUUCAACGAGGAAGUGAAGCACAUUAAAGUCAUCGAGAAAGACAACUGGAUCCACAUCACUGAAGCAAAGAAGUUUGAGAACCUCUUGGAGUUGGUGGAGUAUUACCAGGCUCACUCGCUGAAGGAGAGCUUCAAGCUGCUGGACACUACACUGCGCUACCCUUACAAGUCACGAGAGCGAUCACUAACCCGCUCCUGCACACGUUCUCCAGUGUUUACGCCGCGUGUUGUGAGUACGGCAGUGGCCCGGUACAACUUUGCUGCACGAGACAUGAGGGAGCUGUCCUUGCGGGAGGGAGACGUGGUGAAGAUCUACAGCAAGAUCGGAGGAGACCAGGGCUGGUGGAAGGGAGAGGCCAAUGGCAGGAUCGGCUGGUUCCCCUCCACGUACGUCGAUGAAGAAAGUGUCCAGUGAGACUGAGAGGCCUUGGUCUGCCACCGCGUCACCUCCAGCGAGACUGUGGAGUGCUCAACCCCAACCGCCCUCUGAGAGGAGUCUUGGGAAAUAUUGUGUGGAAUAUUUUUUUCCCCUUUUUAUUGUGCUGGAAACAUUUUUUUCAAAGAAAAAAAAAGUAAUGAUACAGUGGAUGUUUAUGCACGUUCUUCAACCUGUGCAGAACAAGUCAUUUUAGAUUUUUUUCCCUCUUCAUCUCUUUCUGCUGAUUGUUUUGUUGAUUUGUUAAGUCAUCUGUGUCGUCCUCUGAAGAAGUUUUCACCUACGUCGUAUCUCUGUGAUGAACAUGAAAGGUGGAGGCGGCACAAGUCCCAAAUGUGAGCUUGUUGCGCUCAGACCACCUUUUUCUCAGGCCCUCUGCUGAAAACACACAAACACACUCAGUCACAC
Engraulis encrasicolus (European anchovy) is the source of this 4050-nucleotide messenger RNA. RefSeq names its product vav 2 guanine nucleotide exchange factor (gene vav2). Gene Ontology annotation, molecular function: guanyl-nucleotide exchange factor activity; protein binding. Bases 1072 to 3621 code for a protein of 849 amino acids. The record is from RefSeq and is a predicted model, not a curated record. Gene Ontology annotation, cellular component: cytoplasm. The transcript is spliced from 28 exons. Lineage: Eukaryota; Metazoa; Chordata; Actinopteri; Clupeiformes; Engraulidae. Gene Ontology annotation, biological process: regulation of GTPase activity; cell migration; intracellular signal transduction.